Gigantopelta aegis is the source of this 2731-nucleotide messenger RNA. RefSeq names its product RISC-loading complex subunit tarbp2-like. The transcript is spliced from 7 exons. NCBI's taxonomy places the organism in Eukaryota, Metazoa, Mollusca, Gastropoda, Neomphalida, Peltospiridae. The record is from RefSeq and is a predicted model, not a curated record. The coding region runs from base 158 to 1102 and encodes 314 amino acids.
CUAUGUUACUUAUGUUAUUAAUAUAAGCCUAUAGAUUAAAUUAAUUGUUUUGCAACAAUCACAACUGAGUCUAGGCAGUGUGUGUGUUUUGACUUUUUCUUCAAUUUAUUAAGAUUUAUACAAUAAUUUAACAUCGUUAAGGAAUUUAAGCUUCAAAAUGGCCGUUCCAGCAGGUAAAACACCUAUUAGCUAUCUUCAGGAGUUGUCCACUAAGAGGGGAAUAACUCCACAGUAUGAUUUGAUUGCAAAUGAGGGAGCGGUCCAUGAACCAACCUUUCUAAUGAGAGUUACAGUUGGAGAUGUGUCGGCAACAGGCAAAGGUUCCAGUAAGAAGAAGGCGAAACAUGCGGCAGCCCAGACUGCACUGAAUCAAAUACUUGGUGUUUCAAAUGGGGAAGUUAAACAAGAAACCACAGAGCCAACAGAAUCGGGAGAAAACGGGUUGCCAGGGAAUCCUAUCGGGGAGCUGCAGGAGUUCACACAGAAGAAGUUGAUGAAGCCCCCGAUCUACGAGUUCACCAACGAACAGGGACCGCCACACGCCAAAGAAUUCAUCUGUAACGUUAAACUAGGCAAAUUUCACGAACGAGGUACUGGUCGAUCGAAGAAAACUGCUAAGAGGAACGCUGCCAGUAACAUGAUGCAGCACAUUAAAAGUCUGACAAACAACGCAGAGAAAGAGGCCAAACUGGAGGAAUCUGACGAAGAAGACGAAAUUCCUUUGUCAUUUGAACCGAAGGCCUCCUACACAGCAUUAAAACAAGGCAAGCAGAAGCUGAUGGUGACCUCCCCGCAGCAGGCGGUCGAGAUCAAAGCUUUCUACGACAAGAUUGUGAAGGCGAGUGGCAAGGUGCAGGGCCAGUCUCAGGCACCAGCCACCAACUUCUGUCAGAUGCUGCAGGAGAUCGCUGAGAUCCAGCGAUUCGAGGUGCACUACUACGAUAUCAAAGAACUCAGUGGUUCCGGUCAGCACCAGUGUUUGGUUCAACUCUCUACCAUGCCGAUCGCUGUCUGUCACGGGCAGGGCUCUACACUAGAUGACGCCCACGGCAAUGCGGCCCACAAUGCACUGCAGUACCUGAAAAUUAUGACGAAGUCAUAACCUUGUUGCCCAGGAAAUGCCAUAGCCUCACUCUAUUCAAGUAGCAUUGGGAGACAUUGAAAUGUAUUGGUCUUUUUUAUUACAAUUUUUUUCUUCUCACUUUUGAUGCUUUUUGGUUUUUUAGUUAAAGUACAUUAACAGUUCAGGUUAUUUGCAUACUUGUACAGUGAAUUCUGCCCAAACCAGCAUGUAUCCAGUAGCGCAGGUUUUAGUUGGAGUAGCGCAAAUUUUAGUCGGCUUACCAAAUUCGAGUGAACAUCCUGACAUAUGAGUUAAAAAUAUAAUCAUUACUCCAGACGGGUGACCUUCUUUUUUUGACAAAGCAAUCAAGCAUUUUUUGUUUGUUUAAUUAUUAAUUUUGUUUCAAUCAUUAUCAAUUGGUAAUCAAAACUGAGAAUCAAACUGCAAUAAAUAGGAGAUUUUAACAUAUUUUGGAAACAUUAAAUUCAAUAGUAAAGUAAGAAAAGAAUAAAGUUAUUAAAUUCUUAAAAGUAAACAAAAGUGGAAUUUACUGGGGGUUUAUUUUAUUUCACAGCACUGAUAGUGUUUAAUAUUUAAUAGACACUGUCAAUCUAUACAGUUUGAUUUUAACAGACACUGCAUGUAUGUCAACCGCUGGUUUUGACAGAGUCCACUUUAUUUGGUAAUGAAAUAACAAAAUCAAAAUUUUAUGCAUUCCAAAGACUUUUGUACCCUGUGUGUUUGUGUGUGUGUAUGGGUUUUUUAUGUUCGUUUAUGUAACGGGUCAUUGUUAAAUCAUUUCUGAUUCACUGUAAACUGAUAACGGCUAACACUCUUGAAUAAUUAUAAUUGUUUGUUUUUCCAUUCACUGGUUACUGCUUGCAUUGUAAAAGUGGUUAUGGGUGGAUCCAGAGGGGGAUGCAGCGGUCCUAUGAUCCCUCCCCCUACCUAUUUGAAGUGCCCUUCUUAAUGACAUUUUUGUUUUUUAAAUUGACUUGAAAAACCAUUAUGAUAGUGUUUUUAAAAAUAUGACGUGUCUAAAACUGAAAAAAGACUUACAUCACAACCAACAGGAAUGUAUUAACGGUGGCCUUGAAUGGCUUUACGUGUAUUUUCUCAACCGUUCUUUCUCAAACGUUCUUUAUCUGAACCCUAUAUACCAGUAUGUAUAAAAGACAAAUAUAUUCCGUGUCAUAGUUUGUAGUAUUACUUCUCUUUAGUGUUGUGAAGUAGUGAAUAUUGAUGAGUGUUGCCACGACAUGUGUUUUUGGUUUUUACAGUGUUGUGCAUUAGGCUUGUUGUAACACAUAAAUAUGAUUAACUGAUCAAUGUAAAGUAAUGUUUUAAUCAGUAGGUGUGAUUCGACUAUUUCUGGUUGCUGUAGCCACCAAAAUUCUACAAUAUUGUGUCCUAGUAUGUUGGCUUAUUAGUUUGUCAAUUACCCUCAAGAUUUUUUUUGUGGAUUUCUUUUGCUGCCAGAACAAAUUGCUUUAUUUGAUUACUGUAUUAUUUUUUUAAGGUCACACUGCAUGGUAUUAAAAAUAAAAUUUCUACAAAUCAAAACAAAAAUUAAUAAAUAUUUCUGUCCAGUAUGCAUCUGUGACACAGACCCUUUAGGCCAUUAUAAAUUAAAUGCUAGGCUUUCAUCCAGAUUAAAAUUGGGGGGGG